AGCGUCGAUAUACUGAGACAGUAUGGCCUCUCCGACGCCGUUUGAAGCAGCGUUGUCAAUGUAGGCGUUGCUCACCAACGGCACAUAGAUAAGAUUACACAGCCUUAAAUGCGAUUCUUAUUAUACAAUUUGAGUUUCCUGAGUUUCCAAAAACAGUAAUUAGGUGCUCUUGGAGUGUCGAACGUCAUCGUCGCGGUCGAGUUAAUCGUAUUGGGAAUCGCUUACACAUUAUUGUUCAAACAUACAAUAUCUACAAACGAUAGCCGCUGACGUCGUGGGGCGCGAUGUUGCAGAGAAUUAGCGCGAAGUACAACAAUUAUACGUGUAUGUGUGUGCAUGAAUAAGCUGUAAAGAAUUGACUGCUUAAGCCGUAAAAAAAUAAAUAUAUAUUAUAUAUUUUGCCGGCGAAAUAUUGUGAGCGAAAACCUUAGGGUGCAGUGACACGCACUGAAUAGUUUGCUGCUAAUAAAAAAUAAUAUACACAUUGUUAAAUAUGCAAAUGCUACAUGUAAAUGCAUAUAUGCAUAUGUAUGUGUGUAAAAAGUUACUUAUUUAAUAUUAUGUAAACUCUUAUACAUAUUUACUUGUACAUAUGUACGCUCGCGUAUGCGGUUAUACCGCCCAGCGCCCCAUCUAAGUAGGUACUUUAAAAACUUGCAAAUACGCAAAGUGUGAUAACGAUAUCGGUUUUGAAUUACGCCUCCGAGUCAGAAAUAAAAUAUCUACAAUAUAUACUAUAUAAAUAAAUAUAUACAAACAACCAUAUGUGUGUACACAAGCUUACAUAUUCGGCGUGCAGUUUGCAAGCAUAUGUGAUUUUUUAAAUUCUUUCCCCUUCUUCCUUGCCGCCUUUACCCUGAAUGCUGUAUAAUAUGCAAACGAGCAGCAGCAGCAAUAGCAGUCACAGUCGCCACAAUGUAGCAACGACAACACCAGUCACUCCUGGCACGCCCGAUUCAGCGGGCAUAUUGAUUGGCGCUGCGGGUCAGGCUGUUUAUGAGAAACGCAACAAAAACAUUCUCCACUAUUUGCGCGACCGCACGCCGAGUCAUAUACGCGCACAACAUCAACAUAACUACUAUCAGCACAAUCCAGAGCAACAAGUUGCAUUUGGUCGCCAACGCCAAGAAGCCGUCAUUUAUUUAAAGGAGCCACGUUUUAUUAACAAGCUGGCGCUACUGAAAAGUUCGAGCACACGCGAUUUGUCGCGUUUGAAGGUCGAGGAAAAGUCUGUCGAUAUUUUAUCGCCGACUACUGUGCAUUUUGAUAGCUCUACAAAUAGUAGUAAGUCUUCAAGCGAAUCGCCAGUGGCUCAGCGUAACCAACCGCGUAGUCUAGAGGGUGUAUACUGUGAAGGGUAUUGUGCGCGACGCAUCACUGAAUUGGAACAACGCGUUACCCAAUUGGAGCAGCAAGUGCAAGCUGAGCGAACAGUUGGCAAAGAUCUGUACACGCGCAUACAAGAACUCAUACGUCGCGUAGAAGACCUGAGCCAGUUCAAGGCGUCCGAUAAACGAAAACUUAGCAGUUUUCGUAAGAAAGGCUCACACGCAAAUACAAACCAGCAAGCGUCUGUGCAGCCUUCAAAGUUAGUGACCUGGAUGAAUUUGUCAAAUUGGUUUAAGCAACGCCCAAGUAUCGCAACUUUAAAGGAACAAAAUAUCUACAAUGAUGAGCCUUGUUUCGACACGGAAAUCGAAAUGGCGUUGAAACAUGAGAUCCAUAAAACCGUACCGAAAAUCGUUGUGGAUUGCUGUGAUUUAAUUGAGGAACGUUACCGCAAGACGUCGGAACCCAUCGAGGGCAUAUAUCGGCAGUGUGGCGAUUAUAAUAAAAUUCAAAGUUUGCGCUUUCGCAUUGAUGCAAAUGAUUAUGAGUCAUUACGUCAACCGAAUAUAGACAUCCAUACAUUAACUGGCGUGCUCAAAUUAUUUCUGCGUGAAAUUAAAAGCCCAUUGGUGAGCGCGAAUGAAGCGAAAACUUUUAUUGGUAAACCGAAUCAGUGGCUGCUGACCGAUUUGACUGCGAAAAUCGAGAUUUUGAAAAAACUGAUUCGAACUUUGCCGGAAGUCAAUCGUGAUACGAUGAAUUAUAUAUUCGAACAUUUCAAUAAGCUGACGAAAGUGCCUUUACAACAAAUCAGCGCUGAUACACUUGCCUUAUCCAUAACACCAACAAUUUUCCAUCCCUUACAGAAGGGCGCAAAUACGCCGGACUUGCAGGAGAUAAUUAAGGAGGGCCAACUGCUAGCAGAUUGUGUCAAAAUAAUGAUCGAAUAUCAUAGUCGUAUAUUCGAAAAUGUUUGAAUUUAUGGUUUUCGCCUACUCAUUCCAUGAUAUACAGAUGUCCGGUCGAGCGGCGGUGCAAACGCAUCAGUGUGCGGCGUCUGCGGAAAACCCUAUCACAACCGGAUUUGAUUUUUCAAAAUUUCUUUUAAGUAAAUUUUUCAGUCUAUAAUGUGUACAAUAUUUCAUAAUGUAAUAAAAAAUCUGUAUUUAUAAGAAAAA
Bactrocera oleae (olive fruit fly) is the source of this 2507-nucleotide messenger RNA. It is a transcript of the gene RhoGAP16F, whose product is annotated as Rho GTPase activating protein at 16F. NCBI's taxonomy places the organism in Eukaryota, Metazoa, Arthropoda, Insecta, Diptera, Tephritidae. Gene Ontology annotation, biological process: signal transduction; regulation of GTPase activity. Gene Ontology annotation, cellular component: cytoplasm. The record is from RefSeq and is a predicted model, not a curated record.